GGCCAGCUGUAGCUACCCAUAAUGCACAAAGUUCUGUGUUGGAAAAGUAUGUGUUGGCAAAACUCGAAACAGGAGAGCUGCAACUCUUAUGUCCACAUUUGCUACGAAAAUGGAUUAUGCCCACACACUGUGUCUCAAUUGCAGAAGAGAGUUGAACUGAAGACGGAUUAAAGCAGAGUUAGUGCGAUGGCAGCCUCAGAGCUGUAUUCGAAGAAUGUCCGAGUAUGGCUUCCAGAUGCAGCAGAGGUGUGGAAGUCAGCAGAGCUCACGAGAGACUACACCCCGGGGGACAAAGUUAUCCAUCUCCAGCUCGAGGAUGGCACGAAUGUGGAACACAAAAUUGACCCCCAGACCCAAAGUUUACCCUACUUAAGAAAUCCUGACAUCUUGGUGGGGGAGAACGACCUCACAGCACUCAGCUACCUCAACGAGCCUGCUGUCCUCCACAACCUCAAAGUGCGCUUUAUCGACUCCAAGUUGAUUUACACGUACUGUGGCAUUGUCUUGGUUGCCAUCAAUCCCUAUGAGAGUCUACCUAUUUAUGACUCUGACAUCAUCAAUGCCUACAGUGGACAAAACAUGGGGGACAUGGACCCUCAUAUAUUUGCUGUUGCUGAAGAAGCGUACAAACAGAUGGCCAGAAAUGAAAGGAAUCAGUCCAUCAUCGUGAGUGGAGAGUCGGGUGCUGGAAAAACUGUCUCUGCCAAGUAUGCCAUGCGUUACUUUGCCACAGUCAGCAGCUCCAGCGAUGCCAACAUCGAGGACAGGGUCUUGGCCUCCAACCCCAUCAUGGAGGCGAUAGGAAACGCCAAGACAACCAGAAAUGACAACAGCAGUCGCUUUGGGAAGUACAUCGAGAUUGGCUUUGACAAGAAGCAUCACAUUAUCGGGGCUAACAUGAGAACGUACCUCCUCGAGAAAUCUAGAGUCGUUUUCCAGGCGCAUGGAGAGAGGAAUUAUCACAUUUUCUACCAGCUGUGUGCCUCCUCCCAUCUUCAAGAGUUCAAAGCUUUGAAGUUGGGUAGCGCAGAAGACUUCCACUGUACUAACCAUGGUCGCAGCCCAGUGAUAGAAGGAGUUGAUGACGCCAAGGAAAUGUACAGCACCAGGAAGGCUCUCUCAUUGUUGGGAAUCAGUGAAGCAUAUCAAAUCGCAGUAUUUCAAAUCCUUGCUGCGGUUCUUCAUCUGGGCAAUGUGGAGGUGAAGGAUAGUAGUGGAGACAGAAGCACCAUCUUGCCUGACAACAGUCACCUGACUGUGUUCUGUGAGCUGCUGGGUGUGCCCUAUCAGGAUAUGGCCCACUGGUUGUGUCACAGCAAGCUGAAGACUACAACUGAGGUCUACGUUAAGCCUUUCUCCAAGGUGAACGCCGUCAACGCCAGAGAUGCCCUCGCUAAACACAUCUACGCGAAACUCUUCUCCUGGAUCGUCAAUCAUAUCAACGAAGCCUUGCAGUCUGCCAGCAAGCAGCACUCCUUCAUCGGGGUUUUAGACAUUUAUGGGUUUGAAACAUUUGAUGUCAACAGCUUUGAGCAGUUUUGCAUAAAUUAUGCCAAUGAGAAGCUUCAGCAACAGUUUAACAUGCACGUGUUCAAGCUGGAGCAGGAGGAGUACUUGAAGGAGCAGAUCCCCUGGACGCUGAUUGACUUCUCUGAUAACCAGCCGUGCAUCGACCUGAUUGAAGCCAAGAUGGGAGUUCUGGAUCUUCUGGACGAGGAGUGCAAAAUGCCCAAAGGUUCCAAUGACUCAUGGGCCCAGAAACUCUACAACACCCUCCUGAAGCAGAAAGCUCACUUUGAGAAGCCUCGUAUGUCUAACAAGGCCUUCAUCAUCCUACACUUUGCAGACAAGGUGGAGUAUCAGUGUGAAGGGUUCCUGGAGAAGAACAAGGACACAGUCAAUGAAGAACAGAUAAAUGUUCUGAAACUAAGCAAGUUUGAGCUGCUGCUGGAGCUGUUCCAGGAAGAGAGGCCCACAAGCACAGCAAUGACACGGUCUGGUCAUGCCCAGAGGGAUCACAAGAAGACUGUCGGCCUGCAAUUUCGCAAUUCUCUACACUUACUGAUGGAGACCCUGAACGCCACCACUCCCCACUAUGUCCGAUGCAUCAAGCCCAAUGACCUCAAAACUCCUUUCACGAUGGACCCGGUGAGGGCUGUACAGCAGCUAAGGGCCUGUGGCGUUCUGGAAACUAUUCGCAUCUCGGCCGCGGGCUUCCCAUCUAGGUGGACCUAUCAAGAGUUUUUCAGCCGCUACCGGGUUCUGAUGACACAAAAAGAUGUUCUCUCGGACAGGAAGCUGACCUGCAAGAAUGUCCUGGAGAAAUUAGUUAAGGACCAGGACAAGUACCAGUUUGGCAAAAACAAAAUCUUCUUCCGGGCUGGCCAGGUAGCCUACCUGGAGAAGUUGCGCUCAGACAAACUGCGGAAAGCCUGUGUCCGGAUCCAGAAGACCAUCCGCUGCUGGGUGGCCCGCAAGAAGUACCUGAGGAUGAAGACGGGUGCCGUCACACUACAGAGAUAUGUACGCGGCCAUCAGGCCCGUUGUCUUGUCAAGUUUAUGCGGCGGACUAAGGCUGCAGUCGUCGUUCAGAGAAACGUGCGGAUGUGGGCGACCAGGAGGCGUUACCAGAAACUGCGCCAGGCGGCCAUUACGGUGCAGUGCUACCUACGGGCCUACAGGGCCAGACAGCACUAUCACAAGCUGCUGUAUGAACACAAGGCUGUGGUGGUCCAGAGGCGGGUGCGAGGCUGGCUGGCCCGGCGCAGGUACAGGCGCACCCUGGAGGCCGUGGUCCUGCUGCAGAGCUGCGUCCGGCGCCUCAGCGCCAAGCGGCAGCUGAAGAAGCUGAAGGUGGAGGCCCGCUCGGUGGAGCACUUCAAGAAGCUCAACGUAGGCAUGGAGAACAAGAUCAUGCAGCUGCAGCGCAAGGUGGACGAGCAGCACAAGGAGAACAGAGAGCUCAGUGAGAGGCUGGGUGGCCAGGAGAGGUCCCAGGCCGGCGAAAGCGAGAGGCUGGGGAGGGAGGUGGAGCGCCUGCGUGCGGCGGAGGAAGAGGCCCGGGGCAAGGCGGAGAGGGUCCCCUCCCUCCUGGAACAGCUGUCCUUCCUCCGUCAGGAGCUGGAGACCACCCGCGGGGAGAAGGAGGCCGUAGAGGAGCAGGCCAAGACCUACAAGCAGAAAAUGGAGCAGUCUCUGGCAGAGUUGAAUGCCAAAAACAGCUUGAUGAACAGCGAGAGAAACAACCUGAAUCAGCUGAUCGAGGAACAGGACCAGCAGAUUUCAGAGAUCAAGGCCGAGGUGGCAAACAGCCAGCAAAUGGAGAGAGACCUGACAGAGGAGCGCUCCCGCUACCAGAGUCUGCUGAGUGAACACCUGCACCUGGAGGAACGCUACGGUGACCUGAAGGAUGAGAUGAGACUGAGUGUGCAGGGCACACGCAAGCCUGGGCACAGGAGAACAGACUCCAACUACAGCAGCAACGGGUCAGAGGGCACCCAAAGUUCUGGAUUCCCAGAGGACAGCUCUGUACGAAGCGAGGAUGUGACCGAGACUGCUGUGGACAUGCCGGUCCUUCUGAAGCUGCAGUGGAGAGUCAAGGAGCUGGAGCAGGACAAGCAGGGUCUGCGGCGCCAGCUGGACCGGAGAGAGGACGUCCAGAUUAACAAGGCCAAGGAGGCCGAGGAGCAGAAGACCGCUGGUAGGGCUGAGCUGGACAUGGAGGCUCUCAAGCGGCAGGAGUUGGAGUCUGAGAAUAAGAAGCUGAAGCAGGACUUGGGCGAGCUGCGUCAGUCCCUGACCGAGGACUGUGGCUCUCCAGCGCCCCCUAGUCCCGGCUCCCUGCCCUACAAGGUGCUGCUGGAGCAGCUCAACACCUCCAACGAGGAGCUGGACAUGCGCAAGGAGGAGGUGCUGCUUCUCCGCUCCCAUCUGGUGCGCCAGGAGGCGCUCAAACACAAGGACUCAAUGUUGGGAGAAGGGCUGAAUCUAAAGGAUAUUAGUGAGAUCCCACUGCCGUCUAUACAUCCACAUAAGUCUGACAGAUCCGCUCCUGACGUCCACACUCUGAACGAGGAUGGAGAGCUCUGGCUGGCCUACGAGGGGCUAAAGGAGACAAACCGGGUGCUGGAGGCCCAGUUGCGGCUGCAGGACAGGAGUCACGAGGAGGAGUGUGAGGAGAUGCGUGAGGAGGUGCGCAGGGCGAGGGAAGACAACCGGCAGCAGCAGCAGCUCAUGGCCCAGAGCCUCUACCUGCCCCAGGGCGCUCGCAUCGACGCCGGCCUCCAGCACGAGAUGACACGCCUCACUAACGAGAACCUGGAUCUAAUGGAACAGCAGGGGAAGCAGGACAAGGUCAUACGCAAACUCAAGAAACAGCUUAAACUCUACGUGAAAAAGCUGGAGGAGUUUGAAGCUGGAGGGCUGCAGGAGAGUGUUCCCUCUCAGUCGGUCCACCGGGCCAGUAUCAGCCGCAAGGAGAAGGACUUCCAGGGCAUGCUGGAGUACAAGAGAGGGGAUGAGAGCCGGCUGCUGAAAAACCUAGUCGUCGACCUGAAGCCUCGCGGCGUGGCUGUCAACUUGGUGCCCGGGCUUCCUGCCUUCAUCCUCUUCAUGUGCCUGCGCCACGCCGACUAUGCCAACGACGACCAGAGAGUCAGCACCCUGCUGAACACCACCAUCAACAGCGUGAAGGGCGUGAUCAAGAGGAGAGGUGACGACUUCGACACAGUGUCUUUCUGGUUGGCCAACACAUGCCGGUUCCUGUACUGUCUGAAGCAGUACAGUGGAGAGGAGGCGUUUAUCAAGUUCAACACUCCCAGACAGAAUGAGCACUGUCUUUCCAACUUCGACCUGUCAGAGUACCAUCAGGUUCUGAGUGACCUAGCAAUCCAGAUCUACCAGCAGCUUGUUAAGUGUAUGGAGGAGAUCCUUCACCCAAUGAUAGUCUCAGGUAUGCUGGAACAUGAGACCAUCCAGGGAGUGCUUGGAGCCAAGCCCACAGGUCUCAGGAAGAGGACCUCCCCUGAGGAGGAUGCCCACACCGUGGAUACCAUCAUGCAGCAGCUCAGCCUCUUCCACGCCUCCAUGACCCAGCACGGCAUGGACCCCGAGCUCAUCAAGCAGGUGGUCAAGCAGCAGUUCUACAUCAUCUGCUCCGUCACCCUCAACAACCUGCUGCUGCGGAAAGACAUGUGCUCCUGGAGCAAAGGCCUGCAGAUCAGGUAUAACGUGUGGCAGUUGGAGGAGUGGCUGGUGGAGAGGGAUCUGAUCAGCAGUGGUGCCAAGGAGACCCUGGAGCCCCUCAUCCAGGCCGCACAGCUGCUGCAGGUGAAGAAGAAAACGGAGGAAGACGCCAAAGCCAUCAGCACCAUGUGUAGCGCCCUCACCACAUCACAGAUUGUGAAAGUGCUGAACCUGUACACCCCAGUAAUGGAAUUUGAGGAACGAGUUUCGGUGAAAUUUAUCCAAACUAUACAGACCCUUUUGAAAGACCGAGUUGAUUCUCCAAUGUUGCUCAUGGACUCCAGGAAGAUAUUCUCCAUCACUUUUACAUUUGCACCCUCUACCAUUGCCCUGGAGACCAUCCAGAUCCCCAGCAGUCUCAACCUGGACUUCCUCAUCCGGAUUUAAGACCCCUGACAGCUGUGACUCCAUGCAGGGAACCACCAUUCGUACCAAAGACAAGCCAUUUCCCACCCAUAUACUGUAAACCAUGCAGGGAUUAUAUCAGCUUUAAUAGAUAAACAGUUGUCCUGAAUACAUGGAAGAAUGGAUAUUGCUUAUACUUCACCAAACACAUUAUAGUAAAUUUAAUAUUUUCUACAUGUAUGUAUUUUAUUGGCACAAUUUAUGCUUUUUGCCAUGUAUAGGCACUGGGAUUAUAUAAAAUGUUACAGCAUCGUUUUAAAUUGAAAGUAUUUUGAUUCCUUUGACUUCCACCCUGAGAACAGUAUUUAUUAUACCAUAGGUGAAGAGCUAAUCUCAAGAAUGUUUUUCCUGCACAUUUUGCAGUUGAUAUUGGUGAAAGCUUUUAUACAGAUCAGAUAUAGUUCAACGUUAAGGGAUAUCCUUUACAUUUCUGAAAUAUUUGAUUAUGUGGCUGAUACUGAAUACAUACCGUGUUGCAUUUAUUGCCUUCUGAUGAAGUCAAUAAAUUUUGUUUGAGGAGCACUUUCACAGCCUCUGGAUCCAGCCAGUCUCAUCGUCUGCUUCAUACAGUAUUUGUGCCUUGCUUUCUUAGCAAAUUCCUUCUUAAUGGUGUUCUCUAAUGCACUGCCACCUUUAUAAUGUAUGACUACAGUUGAAUAAAAGAUCAUUA
Osmerus eperlanus (European smelt) is the source of this 6319-nucleotide messenger RNA. Its product is annotated as unconventional myosin-Va-like. Lineage: Eukaryota; Metazoa; Chordata; Actinopteri; Osmeriformes; Osmeridae. Gene Ontology annotation, molecular function: ATP binding; microfilament motor activity; actin filament binding. Gene Ontology annotation, biological process: actin filament organization; vesicle transport along actin filament. Bases 187 to 5631 code for a protein of 1814 amino acids. The transcript has 40 exons. The record is from RefSeq and is a predicted model, not a curated record. Gene Ontology annotation, cellular component: vesicle; myosin complex; actin cytoskeleton.